AUGGCGGCCGUGGCUGCAGAGCCAGGAGCUGCUGCUGCGGCGGCAUCAACAACAGCGGGGGACGGGGUCGAGUACGAGCCGGAGCUAGCCGAGCAUGUGGCCGACCUCGACACCCACUCAACGCAGGACUUCGUCCCCGAGAUGGACCUCUGUCACCCGGCCGAGGAUGUGGAUGCGGUUCAGGAAUGCAGCCAGGUCCAAAUGGAAAUGAGAAGGCCGGACCUCCAAGCCGCGGGAAAAGCCCUGGCUGUCCGUGCAGAGGAUGGACACGCCGAGACGGGCGGCGCGUGGAGCCGCGUGAACGAGCCCGAGGAGCACGUUCUCACGGACUAUGGGUAUAAAGACAUUGCCGUGGUGGGGGAGCGACUAAAAGAGCCGUUCUCGCCCAGCGUGGAGGCUGCUAACGAGGUCAGUGCUCGAGAACCCAGCGCCUGCCUUCUGCCCAGCUCCAUCUCCGACUCUCAGCCGUCCGUGGUCUUCUUGCAUUCUCUGCCCGCUAAUCACCCUGUUGAAUCGGAGACGGGGCUGUCUCUGGCCGAGGCUGCCGAAUCGGCAGCCGAAUACUACAGUAAUCCGCAGUCAACUCAUCCUACUGACUCCAUAGGGUUCAUACAGCCCUCUCGGGAGGCAAACGUGGAGCCCGAAGCCGCCAACGACGCUCCCGGCUCCGAGUUUAAGCCUCCUGAGGACGCUUUCCACGAACUCCCUCAGCCUCCAGACCAUCCCGAAUCUCUGUCCACUCUAGAGGAGACCUCGCUCGGGGACUCGGUCGGGCAGAGUUGCGUUAGUGACUUUUCUGACGGCUCCAUGAAGGACUCCGCCGAACUUCCAUUAGCAGCAGAAGCGGCGGCGGCGGAGCAGUCCCUCAUCUCAUCAGAAUCUGAGGAUGUGCGCGCGCAUCCUGUUUUGAGUUUGAAAACGGACCUGAACGAGCCCGAGCUCAAACCUCAGGUGCCUCGCGCAGAAAGCGUGGAGAGACAGUCUGAGAGCAUUAUGGGUCUCGUCCCCGGCUCGGAGGUCCGAGUCUCACUGGAUCACAUCAUCGACGAUGCACUUGUUGUGUCCUUUCGUUUAGGAGAGAAAAUCUUCUCCGGGGUGCUCAUGGACCUUUCGAAAAGGUUUGGACCCUAUGGAAUUCCAAUAACUGUAUUCCCAAAGAGAGAGUACAAGGACAAACCAGAAUCUAUGCAGUUAAAGACGGAGCCAUUCCAGUCAGAGACUGAGAAGGGCGUCACUCAAGGAUCUCCUGAUGCCCCUCCCAAGGAACCUGCCCAAACCCCUUCAGUUCCACAAGCCAGCCCUAACCCUCAGCCCAACCCAUGGACCUCAAAACCACCCCCUUUGUUUCAGGAGGGGGCACCUUACCCGCCUCCAAUAUUCAUCAGGGACACCUACAACCAGUCGUUACCUCAGCCUCCACCCCGCAAGAUCAAACGGCCGAAACGCAGGCUAUACCGAGAGGAGCCUACUUCUAUUAUGAAUGCCAUCAAGCUCCGACCGAGGCAAGUGCUGUGUGAUAAAUGCAAAGGGGCUGUAGUACAAGGGGACAAGCGUGAGACACGUAGAGGCCCCAUUUCAGACUGCCGGAGCGAUGAUGCAAAGCGACGGCGAAACGACAGCGCAGCUGCGGCUGCUGGGAAGCGGCCUCGUACUGAGGACAGAAGCCGCGCUGCUGACGGACCCAAGCGGCAGGCUGCAACCAUACGGGUCACUUCCUCCUCUGCUUCUUCUGCUCUGGGCCAGGUUAAGGGGACAGCUGCAGGGAACCGUGUGGUGAAAGGGGUUUCCACUGCAGCACCAUCCUCCGCCAACAGCAGCUCCCGAGUGCAGCUCAAUGCCAAGAAAGUGCUUCAGAGCAAAAAUGUUGACCACUCUAAAGCACGAGAAGUGCUAAAGCUGGCCAAAGCUCAGAGGAGGCAGAGAGAGACAGUCACCAGCAGCAGCAGCAGCAGCAGUAACACCAAGGCCAUGACGAGGGCUGCUGCUCUCCAGGAAUCCCACCAGAAGGUCCACUUCACCAGACGACUGCAACAGAUCAGUGGAGGAGGACCGGGCAUGGCGAACCCGCUGCCACCCAGGAUGCGCAUCAAGCCCCAAAGGUACCGUAACGAAGAAAACGAUUCUUCCUCAUGUAGGCCGCCUUGCUUGGAGAAAGUGCCGGGAGGGGGACGUUUAGCGCUGCCUAAGCUAGCUGCAGCUCGCUGCACCUCCACCCGCUCCUCCUCCUCCUCCUGCUCCGCAGGCCAGGCCGCCGCUGCUGCAGAGCCUCUGGGGCCCGACAGGGCGCUCGAGCCCCCGUUGAGCCAGCAGGCCCAACCUAAACCCCAACCACACCCCCACCCACCUCCGGAGCACAGGGACCCCCAGCCCGAGCCAGAGGAACAGGAGGGGCGGGAGACGCGCGGGAGCAAGGCGGGCAACCUGGUGGUCUACAUGACCCUUAAUCCCAGCCAGCCUGACUCCUCUAGUACCUCGAUGUGCAGCAUUGAUAGUGCAGAUGAUUUAAAGUCAUCAAACUCUGAGUGUAGCUCAACUGAAACCCUUGACUUUCCCCCUCCCGGCGAUUUCCGCUCGGCCCCUGCCCCCGGCACAUCUUCCACUUUUGCCUCCACCUCUCCCACUGCUCCCAAGGAUGAAAAAAAGCGCAGUAAAUCCCUCAAAGCCACUGUUUUUUCCAAAAAUGUCUCAAAGUGCGUUGCCCUGGAUGGCAGGACCAUUUGCGUAGGGGACAUUGUGUGGGCCAAAAUCCUCGGCUUCCCUUGGUGGCCCGCCCGCAUCCUAGCCAUCACAGUGAGCCGCAAAGAUAAUGGGCUGUUAGUCAGACAGGAGGCCCGCGUCUCCUGGUUUGGGUCGCCUACCACUUCCUUCCUGGCAAUUACUCAGCUUGCCCCCUUUCUAGAAAACUUCCAGUCUCGCUUCGACAAGAAGAGAAAGGGUCUGUACCGUAAAGCCAUCACAGAAGCCGCCAAGGCAGCCAAACAGCUCACUCCUGAGGUUCGCGCCUUGCUAACUCAGUUUGAGACGUGAGGCUGUGUGCCUUUGAAAGUGCUGCAACACUGAAGGGAUGCUGAUUGGUCUGUUGCCCCAGGAUACUGCCAUUGGUCAAGAGCCAGUAAGAUGGGAGGAGCCAUUCACAGAGGGAAAGACAGGUGUAAUGGAGAAAAUAUUUUUAUUUAAGAAUAAUUAUAUAUUUAUAAUAAUGAAUCGAGGACUCCAUGCACCUCUUUGCCCAAUCAAUCAUGCUGAUCAUUCUUCAAAAGCAGGAUUUUUUUUUUUUUUGAGCAUUCAUGUUCCCAGCAUGUUUGAGGAAGGACAUUUGCAAUACUGGAUAGCACAGAGUUUUGACUAUUAUUGAAUUGAAUAUAUGUGAUGUCAAGGCACAGGGUAUUGCAAGGUUUUUAAGUCUGUUUAUGUCUGUCUGAAAAGAACGUUCAUGAAAAUAAGAAUGAAGAAAUAAUUUAGAAAUGAUUGAAAAGUGUUCUAUGUUAAAUGCAAUAAAUAUUGCAUGAGCUAUGCUUCACAGUACCGUUACAACAGAGCACUGGGUAUUACUGUGCUGAAGUCAUGAAUAAUAUCACCAGUGUUUCUGCAGAACCUUAUUUGUGCUCCUUUUGUAUUGAGAGAGAAAUUCUGAGCCUUACAAGAGGGAGCCGUCUGAAGCCCCAUAUUGUCUAGACUGUUCCUUUUUAGGUAGAAUGAAUAGGGAAAUGUCCUAUUUAUGUAGAAGAAUGAAAACCUACUUUCUGCAGAAUUACUUUAAAAACAAAAGUAUUACAUUUCUCUAUGCAUAUUUUCAAGUAUUGAAAAACUACAAGCUAACAAAAGGCAGUGACCCGUUUAAAAUUACUAGCUCAUACAGUGCCUUGAAAAAGCAUUCAACCCUUGAUUAUUUUUCACAUAAACAAUUGCCUCAACCAAGGAUUUUCAUGAGCAAGGAUAUGUUUUUCUUUGCAGCAAGGACUUCUUUCUUGCCACUCUUCCAUAAAGGCCCUUUGUUGAGCUGUGAACAUUACCUUUACAUCACAGCAGCCACUGUCCUUCUUGUCGGGUGACCAAGUUCAGAGUGGCAGUCUGGCUGUGGUUUCAUAUUUCUAAUUUCUUUAUGAUGGACUGAACUGAACUCCAAAAUAUAGUCUUGUGUCCUUUUCCAUGAGUAGGUCCUAGCAUAUUCAUGUUCUACUAUACUUUGCACCUUACAAACAGAUGUUUUUAGUUUCAUUAAGAAACUAAAAACAGUUUCCUACACAGGUGCUAAUGAACAAACAGUGAGUGGCAAGAUAAUAUAUUGUACAGGGUCAGAGACUAAUAAUUACAAAGGGUAUGAAUACUUUCUUAAAUUGCAUAAUGUUUUAAGUUUUAGUAAACUGUUAAAAUGUUUGGAGUCUUGCCUUUCAAUUUGGUGCGCUUAUACUGUUUUGCAGAUAAAAAAAUACACUCAUAUUUUUAACCUACUAUAUGAGGCAAUGAAAUGCGAAAAUAGUAUUAGGGGCUGCAUUCUUUCACAAGGCAUUGCAAAUUGAUCGAUAAAAUUCUGUGUCUGAGGAAAAUCAGCGAAGGACAAACUAUAAAACAAAACAAGCAUGCUUUUUUUUUACUCCACUGAGAUGGAUUUUGCUGAGGGUGGCUUUGUGGAAAACAGGCUGUAAAUCCACAUCAAUAUUUUUAAGGAUCAGUCUUACUGUGUCAUGACCAAUGAUGGUCUACAUAUCUGUACCUUCCCCUCUCUGGCCCAGGUUUUUUCAGCUGGUUUCUAAUGUUUCUAAUGACCCAGUUUCAGACAACAGCCUAUGCCUACCUGUCAUAUCUUCAUAUGGCGUGAGCCAGAGUGUCAGUCUCUUCAGUUCUGCUAUAUCAGAUUUUUUGCUUUGAGGUCUCUGUGUUAUCCUAGCAGCCUCCUGCACCUCGAGGGGGUGUCUUUAAUGACGCAGGCUGACCUGAGCAUUGCAGAAAGGGAGAGGAGAGUGAGUAAGGGAGUGCUACAUACACUCAACUGUGCUUACCCCCCCACACUUCCUAUUUUUACCCCCCUCUGGCUGAUGUACGUAUGCGUUUCAGUACAAUCGGACAACUCUUGAAUUUACAAGAAUGGUGGUUGUGGGAAAAAUGUUUUGUUAUUACUGUAUAUGUAUAUCUCUUUAUGAAAUGAACAAUAAACAUCUGCUUUUUGCCUUGUAUUAAAA
Colossoma macropomum (tambaqui) is the source of this 5180-nucleotide messenger RNA. RefSeq names its product PWWP domain containing 2A (gene pwwp2a). NCBI's taxonomy places the organism in Eukaryota, Metazoa, Chordata, Actinopteri, Characiformes, Serrasalmidae. The record is from RefSeq and is a predicted model, not a curated record. The transcript has 3 exons. Gene Ontology annotation, cellular component: nucleus. Gene Ontology annotation, molecular function: histone binding; chromatin binding. The coding region runs from base 1 to 3027 and encodes 1008 amino acids.